Molecule: messenger RNA, 2618 nt
Organism: Synchiropus splendidus (mandarinfish)
Lineage: Eukaryota; Metazoa; Chordata; Actinopteri; Syngnathiformes; Callionymidae
Product: synaptotagmin-5
Exons: 5
Coding region: 88-1548 (486 amino acids)
Biological process (GO): regulation of calcium ion-dependent exocytosis; calcium-ion regulated exocytosis; regulation of dopamine secretion
Cellular component (GO): synapse; axon
Molecular function (GO): clathrin binding; phosphatidylserine binding; SNARE binding
Source: RefSeq, a predicted model, not a curated record
GCUGUGAGGCUGCUGCUCUCUGCACACAAGCGAUGGACUGCCUUCACUGACGGCUCUGACUCCACCAGCUCCUCAGUGUUUGGGAUCAUGUCGAAAUCCACCCUGGAAGUUCACCAGCAGAUCCUCCUGGCUGUGGGUCUGGCUGUGUCCUGCUACUGCCUGGUUCUGGCUUGCAUCCUACUCUGUCGGCGACGGAGAAGCGCGUCAUCCAAGGACAAAGAGGCGGUUUUCCUGCCCUCUCAUCCUCUGGAGCAGGUGACCGUGACGCUGACCCCUCCCUCGUGCGCCCACACAGUCAAGCAGCAGUAUGAGGAGUUGGACGGUGAUGUGCUGGAGUUUCCCUCCUCCAAGAGCAGCUCUUCUCCGUCUGAAGAUGACCUGACUGCCCUGCCCUUUGACCCCUGCCCAGCGGGCUCAGCAGAGCUGGUGCAGCGACGCCUCAGUUCCCCUGCUGUUCCCUACUCUCCUAAAAAGCCCUCGCACCACGGUCGAGCAUCGCUGCCGUCGCUCACCAAGCUGAACCUGGUGUCCAAGUCUCGGAGGGCCAUCGGCCGGCGCAGCACUGUGAGCGGUGACAGUCUUCUGUACACGGAGAGCAGCCGACUGACCUCCAGAGAGCCCACCCAGGCGGGAGAGUCCAGUCCAGCACAGUACGGCUCUGCUUCCACUCAGAGUCCCAUGCUUCACUUCUCCCUGGUGUUCUCUGCAAGUGGCACCCUGGUGGUCAACAUCCUGGGGCUCUCCGGGGCCGGUCGAAGGCGCAGCCGAGUGUUUGUCCGUGCCAGCCUGCCUCCCAUCUGCCCCUCCCCUCAGCAGAUCGUCUCCCGACGUCGCAGUUUCAGCCCGGACCUCCAGAGCCAGAGCUUUGUGCUGCAGGUGGGCUCCAUGGAGGAGCUGAGACCCUGCACUCUGACCCUGGCUGUCUACAGCAGAGACUUCUCAGGGCUUAGGGAGGUCGCACUCGGAGUGGUGGAGGUCUCCUGCCAGCAUUUAGACUGGGAGCUGGACACCACAAUCACAUGCUCAAGGCUGCUCACCUCCACCAAGACCAAGCUGAAAAAGAGCGUCAGCUCCCAGGAAACAUUGAGUCACAGGAAGAGCUCGGUCAGUGUGCCGCGAGCUUUGGGCCAGCUCUUCGUCCUGCUCCAGUACCAGAUGGCGGCCCAGCGGAUCAAGGUGAUGGUGAGGAAGGCUGAGAAUCUGCCCAAGCUCACGCGGAUCCCUGGAGCGCCAGAUCAUUAUGUCGUCAUCAACUUGCGGCAGGAUGGAAAAGUCAUCGCUACUAAGGAGACUAAAGGCGCCGGAGGUCCGAACCCAGUCUGGAACGCCCCCUUCCUGUUCGACCUGCCACCCGGUGACAUCGCUCAGCUGCCGAUGCUGCUGGAGUUCAUCGUCAUGCAGGGCCGUCUCUACACCAAGAGCAGCAUUCUGGGUCGCGUGCUGAUCGGCAGCGAUGCCGCAGAGGCGGGGCGGGGCCACUGGAAGGAGAUGUGCAGUCGCGGCCAAAUGGAAACGGCUCGAUGGCACAACAUCCAGUCAGAAGUGUGAAAAGACUAACAACCCGCCAGAGAAACAAGUGACCUGAUCCUGAAAAACAUGUGUUUAGUCAAAGUUCUGCUGAAGUUCUGCCGCACUGAGAGGUCCAGCCCGGGUCAGCCACUGUGUAACAGUCACCGCCUCCAUUGCCUUUGUGGACGAUUUCUAUUGAUCUGGUCGUUCUGAUGUCGUGCUGAUAACUUGUGUUGCUGUGAUGUGUUGUGCCAUGUGUUUGGGAGACAUGUUUACACCACCCACUCUACAAGCCAAAAACCCAUCAUCAUGACUCGACCGUAGAUGACUUUGGUUCUCAUAAACAGUAGACGUGACAGAGCUCACAGGAGGAUAAGAUUUAUAAACCGGAGUCUGUGUCAAUCAUCCGGUUAUGAACUGAUGCCAAGAGACUGCAGUGCGAUUAUCUUCCGUUCAUUCCUGUAAUGGGUCUGAGGCGGCUGGAUCCCAGCUAUAUACGGUGAAGUGUGGGACACCCUGGACAGGUUCCCAGUCCAUCACAUGACACCCGUCUCUCACACGCUUCACUCAUCGAUGUUUUAGUGCCUGGAGGAGUGUCACUGAAGAAAAUUCCGCUCAACUCUGGGUUGGAUCAAACCAAGCUGAAUUAGAACCUGUGAGGUGAGGGAGAGACCUUGUCAUGUCAUUAUACUGUGGCAACAGUCCAUUAAUCGAGCUGGUAUGUAUUUUCUUUCUACUUGAACAUUCAUUUCAUGUAAAUACCUGGGUGCAAUCCUGAAUGAAAAACAAAGCUUUCAUUUGCUCGAAUCGUUCGGCAAAAAUAUAGUCUAUAUUUAAAAAUUGGUAAUAAUAAAACUUAAUUUAAUCUAUAUAUCUAUAUAUUCAUGGGAUCUAUUUUUACAUUCUGAGACAGUUUCUGCCCCAGCAACGUCCUCAGUGACUUAAAUACCGACUUGACCUGACUGGAAAAUUGUUUUAUAUUUGUGAUGCUGUUGUGAACUAUUUAUAUAUUUGUCAUGCCAAUGAGAUGUGAAAUAAAUUUGGGGUGGGGGGGGUAGUUUGUGAAUUUGUAACUCGGCUGAUGUAUGUGGGAAUGUGAAUUAAACGCA